AUGAAUUCGAUUCAUGUCCUUAAUGGGGAUAGCUUUAAGGGCUGGAAAGAGAAUAUGGAGAUUUUUAUUGGGUAUAUAGAUCUUGAUCUUGCAUUAAGGAUGAAACAACCACUUUCUCUUACGAAAUCUAGUACCUCUGAACAGAGGAAAUAUUAUAAGAAGUGGGAUCACUCUAAUUGCAUGAGUCUCAUGAUCAUUAAGUGUGGCAUUCCUGAGGUCAUUAGGGGAACUAUCUUGGAAGAGAUAACAAGUGCCAAAAAUAUCCAUGCUAAAAUUGAAAAGCACUUCAAGAAAAGUGAUAAGGCAGAAACAAGCACUCUUCUUCCGAACUUGAUUUCUAUGAAGUAUCAAGGAAAAGCAAAUAUAAGGGAAUACAUUAUGGGCAUGUCAAACAUUGUUUCAAAACUUAAGACACUAAUGUUUGAGUUGUCAUAA
This is a messenger RNA of Vicia villosa (hairy vetch), 435 nucleotides long. RefSeq lists its product as uncharacterized. Lineage: Eukaryota; Viridiplantae; Streptophyta; Magnoliopsida; Fabales; Fabaceae. The record is from RefSeq and is a predicted model, not a curated record. The transcript has a single exon. The coding region runs from base 1 to 435 and encodes 144 amino acids.